Messenger RNA from Exaiptasia diaphana, 2413 nucleotides. Its product is annotated as UDP-glucuronosyltransferase 1-2. The coding region runs from base 5 to 1561 and encodes 518 amino acids. The record is from RefSeq and is a predicted model, not a curated record. Gene Ontology annotation, molecular function: UDP-glycosyltransferase activity. NCBI's taxonomy places the organism in Eukaryota, Metazoa, Cnidaria, Anthozoa, Actiniaria, Aiptasiidae. The transcript is spliced from 5 exons.
AGCAAUGAUGGCGUCGGUCUGUGCAAACUUUCUUGUCGUGAUCUCUUUGAUGUCCUUCGCUGCAUCCAUCCGAUCGGCAAAGAUCGUAGGUUUGCCGAUGAUGGGUGGCAGUCAGUACAUGGGGAUGAAGAACAUUGGUCUAGAGCUUGCCAAACGUGGSCAUCAGUUCACCAUAUUGGUAAGCAGUGCCCAAAAGAUCAAACCCGCAAAGGAAAUACACCACAGUGUUUACAAAGUUCCUUAUGGCUCAGAUGUAAUUGAAAACCUUGCAGCUAAAUCAAUCAAUGAAGGCAUGAUUGGCACUUUGAUGUCUAGCAAUGUUACCAUGCCUGGACUUCAAGAAGAUUUUUGUGAAAAGUUAAUUACUAGCAAAGAACUUCUUGAACCACUCAAAAGCUUUGAUCUCUUGAUCACAGACACUUCKAUGCCUUGUGGCCACGUGCUGUCAGAUUAUCUAGACAUCAAAAAGGUGGAGUACUGCCCAGUAUCACCAAGAUCCAUGUUACCUCUAUUAGACCCUUAUGACAGCUUGUCCAUUGGAUCGUAUGUGCCUAUGUUGAUGACAUGGAACCCAGGAAGAAUGAAUUUCCUUCAGCGAGUAAAGAAUAUAAUUAGUGCGCUGGUGAUGAUUGCGAUGGACCCAUUUCUUUUUCACAGACCACUGGAGAAACUUAAAGUGAAGCACAACAUUAAACCAGACAAGAGUUUCUCAGAAUCAAUGAAUGAGAAUCAGCUUAUUUUGUUUUUGUCUGACUUUGCAUUGGAAUAUGUAUAUCCAGUCCCACCACACUUUAAACUGAUCGGUGCAGUGAACAUCCAGCCAGUCAAACCCYUCCCCCCUGAUCUACAGCAAUUGAUUGACAGUUCAGGUGAUGACGGAGCCAUUAUCGUGUCUUUUGGAUCCAACAUUGCUGCGAUGUCAAAAGAAAAAGUCGACAUCAUGGCUGAAGCGUUUGGUAGAUUGAAACAGAAAGUGAUUUGGAGGCUUACAGGAUACAUCCCAUCGUCUCUCAGCUCCAAUAUCAAGCCUGUUUCCUGGUUACCGCAAAAUGACUUGCUUUCCAACGAAAAACUACGUUUGUUUGUAACUCACGUUGGACAAAACAGUCUCUACGAGGCUGCGUACCACGGGGUUCCUGUGGUUUCUAUUCCAUUGUUUGGGGACCAGCAUGACAACUCUAAAUUGGUAGAGUUUAGAGGAUUUGGACUUUCUGUUGAUUUCUUCAAGUUAACCGCUGAUGAACUACACAGUACUAUAGAACGUGUUAUAAAGAAUCCAAGUUUCCGCGAAAACGCCCAGCGCAUUUCACGCYUGAUGCAAGACCGUCCACGUAGCCCGGUCCAGGARGCUGGUGACUGGAUAGAGUACGCCCUUAGACACGAGAGUCUYGCACAUCUWCGUCCGUACUCYRSYCAACUUCCCUGGUACCAGUAUUUCCUGGUAGAUGUAGCAGUGUUCCUGGUCUUGGUAGUUUUGGUGGUGAUUAUGGUGAUAAAGUACACAGUUCGAUUGAUGUGCUGGGUUUGCUGUCGACGAGACAAGAAAGAAAAAACUCAAUAAACACGAAAGUUAAAGAUUUAGAAAAUACAACCCCAAAUUUGACACAAAAUACUAAUACAUACGYUAACCGAAGAACUAGCUCUGUUUUUGUGGCUAAUGGUUCAUAAAAGGCUUAGUACACUAUGCUAUCACCUUGAAAGUACAUGGGACUAUUUGUAUAGCACGGGUUGUCUUCUUUCGGUCAUCUUGAUAGCUUCUCUUCGGAUACAUUCGUCAAUUAUGCUACAGUUGUUGUGUUAACGCUAGAAGAACGCGCAUGUCUCGGAAGCAUUGCAGGUGACCAAGUCGAAGCUUUGGACAUGAGCUCGCGCUCGCAACUGACGUUGCUGCUGGUAGCUAACCAUCGAGGUGACGAUUCUUCUAUCGGCAUUCUAUGGGAAGAAGACGUUCUUAAAAACGCCUGCAUAAUUCUAGGUGUACAAUGAUUUGAAAAUGUUUAGAAAACUGUUAUUUACUCAAGCUUUCGUCGGUCGUCSACAUCGUCAGGAGAAUGAAGGAAUUUACAUUAGCGUAGUGUAUGGCCUAAAACUUCACUUAUUAUUCUGCACAACACGAUGCUACUGAAAGAUAAUUUCAGUACGAUAAUAAUCAUAUCAAUUUUUUGAAAACUUUUGUAGAUGCACACAUAAUUAUAUCAAAAUAGACAACUCCAAAUUUCACUUAAAUACGUUGAAUAUGCAUCAUUUCGAUCAGUAGGAAGCUCAACUGACCCACUUGCUAAUGUUCCUUGGAAGWRGGUUCGUGCAGGAGUAAUUACGCGCGGGAGUAAACAGUUGGGAAGGUCUUGACCCGUUUGCCCUCCAAUGCCUUUAUCAUUAUUCUUCGAGUACAUUUAGUAAAUUUAGGUAAUAG